UGCCGAGUUUCAAAACGAUCAACACAUUCAAACGGUCAACCAUUUAGUGCUGCCUGCGAUGGCCAACUAUCGUUCGACCUAUACAUUCAGCAUUACGAACAACACACGCACCUUUCACCACCGCUGGAGUUUGUUGGGUGUGCAGUAUGAGUGUAACGCCUGCACCACAUCCUGCGAUGCAAGCGCGCAGUACUCACAGCACUGGCGAGCAACAGCUGAUGUCGCGCGACUGCUUUGUAGCGACGCGCAACGCGCUCAACUAGCUACCAUAGCAGCGCGACGCAUUUGUAAUUUUUUGCUUUGCAAUGAGUACCACGAAGGCGCACAAAGUACGAAUAGAUUUCUAGUGGACGCUGGCAUAUGCGCCAUACCACAGCUACUGCGUUUGCUCUUUCACGAUGCCGCACGUCUACACUUGCGUUUAAGCUUCUACACACGCGCCGCCAAUAAUAUGGAUUUUUUAUUUACCAGCAGUGAACUCACGCUGACACAUCAUCUGGACAUUGCGCAAGCUGUGGAUGUUAUAUUUCAAAUGCUGUUGGAGAAGAUAGAGACAUAUAUGCUGGCGUGCUAUUCGCCACAGAAUGCCACGUUAUAUCGUAUACAGCGCAUAAAAAUUCACGUACGCCGUACGUUGAAAACACAAUUGCCGCUUGAAGCUACUCAUUAUGCGCUGCCGUUGCAAUAUCGUGUGAAACAUGCCACCUCCACGGCGCCCAUGCCGGUAGUGAACGCCGCGUCCAUAGCGCUUGCGAAUAUAUAUUGCUUUCGUGUUUGCGCGCGUACGCAAGAACUGUACGUUGUACCCUAUCAGUUAGGCAGCGUUUGUGAUCAGAGUCAAAUGUCCGAUGAUGUGGAGUCUUGGGAUAAGGCCGGUCUUGGCGCUCAUUAUAUUAUGUUGCAGAGUGUUGAUGAUAAGGUGGAAGAGUUUUUGGAAAUAAAAAAUUUGACGCGCUUUCUGCGUACCGAUGCAAAUGAUUAUGUGCACUCGUGUUCACAGUGUAAUAUGAAUUUUACGCAGCGCACGCAUUUAUGGCUACACAACGCGCUUGACUGUGGCCGCGGCUUUGAAGUCAUGAAACUAGAUAGUGAUUUCGUGGAAAUUUACGAUAACUGCCUCGACAUGCGUUGUGACAAUUAUAAGUGGGCGCUUUACGGGAUAAUAGAGCACUAAGGAGCGGCUGAAAUGAUACGCAUAGAGAGGCUUGAACUGUGACCUAGAAUACAGCUUAUACACAAGAUAUAAUAGAGAUAUUUCAAUAAUUAAAGCCUUUUAUCAAAAUUUAUUUUAAGAAAGCUGAUUUAAUAAAAUAA
Ceratitis capitata (Mediterranean fruit fly) is the source of this 1314-nucleotide messenger RNA. Its product is annotated as protein terminus-like. The record is from RefSeq and is a predicted model, not a curated record. Bases 59 to 1174 code for a protein of 371 amino acids. Lineage: Eukaryota; Metazoa; Arthropoda; Insecta; Diptera; Tephritidae. The transcript has 2 exons.